CAGUUCAAACUGCACCUUGGAAGAAGCAAGAUCCACCUAUAUCUGUCGGAGAAAAAAGGCGAACAAAACUCGGUGUCCGUCUUCGAUCAGAGAAAAGGGAGCAACCAGAACCGUGUCGUCUUCAGUCGGAAAAAAGGAUUUAUACGAUCACGUCCCUUCGUCAGACGUUAAGUUAGAAGACUUUUUAUGACACAGUAAUUCAAACCUAAGUUCUGGAUUAUUUCGAAUAGAUCUCGCGAGUGCCCAAAUUUCAUCAUUCUGGAAUCGCAAUGGCGAAACUUAGUAGUUGUCCUCAGUUGUGUCUGCUGAUGUUGUGCGCCGUAUCUCUGAUGCAGCGCGUAAAAGGGGAUUGUUCCUAUGUCACUAAUACGUACAUUUGUAGAGACAUUGGUUCCGAAGUCGCCCUGGAUAAAGCUUUGGCAGACGGAGUACAAUACGCGGACCAAGUUUCAACUAUCCUCCUACACGGUGGGUCCAUCACGCAACUAAAGAAAGGCGUAUUUGCCGGCUUCCCGAAGCUGACUAUGCUACGAAUCGAAGAGACGGGCCUCAAACAUGUGAAAGCAGGCGCCUUUGACGGGAUCAAAAACUUAGAGAAGUUGCAUCUCCCGAAUAACGGACUAACAUCUUUUCCAAUUGGUCUCCCGAAUGGGCUCAAAGUUUUGGAUAUGUACAGAAACAGACUUCGAGCAUCUACAUUACCUGUUUUUGAGUCUAUCAAAAACCUGACAUCUUUAUUGGAGUUAAACUUGUCUUCGACGCAGUUGACAGAGGCGAUGUUGCCUGGCAGUCCAUUUUCCACGUUGUCAAAUCUUCAGAAACUGGACUUGUCCAGGAAUUUUAUCAACACUGUCAAGAACUCUUUAUUCAAAGGAUUGACUAACCUGAGGUCUCUUUUCAUGAGACAAUCUGAAGUUUUUCUGAUCGAGGAUAGCGCGCUGCAGCCCCUUGAAUCCAUGACGGAUGUGGACUUCAGCCGAAACCAGAUCCAGACGAUCGGGGUACCGGUGUUGAAGACCCUGACAGGUCAGGAAUCCCGGUCGGGCUUGGCAUUAGCAUUCGACCUCUCCGCCAAUCCCUGGUCCUGCAGCUGCCAUAUGCUCACAGUCAAGACCUGGUUCAUUGACAACGGUCUGCAGAAAUUUGCAAAGAAAAUGACGUGCAGUAACCCAGAGAAUACGUUCGGUAUGAACCUGCUGGAUGUACCAAGUGAAAGCUUCAUCUGCAAGCGGCCAUCUCUGAUCAAAUGUUGUCACGACGUCCACCUCAACCCGAUGACAUUUUACGUCCGUAGGGUGUGCACCGGCUGGGGCGUCCCGCUGCCGUCUGUCUCUUGCAAGGCGCCCGGCAAGAUUUUCGUGACGGCAAGCAUCCAAAGCGCCCAGGACGAGCGCCCCGUCAACAACGUAGCCCUACUGUUCAGCAAUUAUGGAGACACGCAGGUCAAAUUGGAUUACAACUGUACGGCCGUGAACUUGGAUGCCGCGACUACCAUACAUUGCAGCUGGGACCCAAACCUCCUUGGGGUUGAUGGGACGGUCAGGAUCGCUGGAAGAGUCGAGCUUCUCAUCUUUGUGAGCUUUUUGAUAGAACUGUUUUUAUACUUUUAGAAAAUCGAACAUUUAUGUUGUCUGAAGGUGAUGGUAGGGUGUGUGUCAACGCGACUUUUUCGGCGCAAACGCCUCAAUCAUUGUAUUUUUCCCAAAUUGGAGGACAGCAUAUGCAUGUGUUACUUAGCUGGCCGAGGACAGCAUAUGCCCAAGAUGUUUUACUUAGCUGUAAUUGGAGGGCAGCAUAUGCCUGAAAUACUUAGGUUUAACUGGAGGACAGCAUAAUUAUAAGAUAGUCAGCUUUAUUUGGAGACAGCAUAUGCCUGACAUACUUUAAUAGCUUUAUUUGCAUGAAUAGAAAAUGAUCACUAUUGCACCUUAUUAUGUAGUCUUUUAUAAUGUAGGAGUAAAUGCUUUGAGAAAACAGCAAAAACGUCUCAUUUUUAGACAGAACAAUAAUGCGUAUAUAAAGUGUUCAGCGUAUUUUGUCUUCUUCCAUAGAUCCGAAUUGAAACAUCUUGGUCAGCUCUAUUCACUGGAGAUUGUGGACGGAAAAAGUCUCAAUUCAGAACGAUAGGCGUAUAUAUUUUGUGUUAGGCGUAUUUUGUGUUCCAAUACCGAAUUUAAUCCUCUUGGUCAGCUCUAUUCAUUCACUGGGGGUUGUGGAUAGAAAACGUCUCAAUUCAGAACAACAGGCGUAUUUUGUGUUCGGCGUAUUUUGUGUUCGGCGUAUUUUGUGUUCGGCGUAUUUUGUGUUCGGCGUAUUUGUGUUCUACAAGACCCGAUUCAAUUCUAUUGGUCUAUUCUGUUCAUCGGAAUGUUGUGGAUCCGACAAGGCUAUAGUAGGACGGAACCGGAUCUAUCAGUAGAAAACUAGACUCGCCUUAUUGUUAGGAAUAAAUAAUUGAGAUGAUGCAAACAUUUCACCGGAGUCGCAAUAUCUAAACGAAAACGCCUUAACGAAGAAGGUGAAGUUAGAACAGGUUUGGUGAGGUUGUGGUGUAAACAUGUAAAUCUGGGUUUUCUCUUUUUGCGACCUUGGCCGAUAUAUAGAUCUAGGGCAUAUCUACAUGGAUUAUUCCAAGUGUCAAAAUAUUGACAAUGGGCGUCCAGUACGUGGUCCUAACAAAACCAUUGUUGAUCAUUUGAAAGUUGAUAAGAAAUUCAAUAAUGAUUUUUGUAUUUUGAAA
Lineus longissimus is the source of this 2740-nucleotide messenger RNA. RefSeq names its product leucine-rich repeat-containing protein 4C-like. Lineage: Eukaryota; Metazoa; Nemertea; Pilidiophora; Heteronemertea; Lineidae. Gene Ontology annotation, molecular function: protein binding. The coding region runs from base 270 to 1610 and encodes 446 amino acids. The record is from RefSeq and is a predicted model, not a curated record. Gene Ontology annotation, cellular component: extracellular matrix. The transcript has a single exon.